Aphis gossypii (cotton aphid) is the source of this 4089-nucleotide messenger RNA. RefSeq lists its product as uncharacterized. The record is from RefSeq and is a predicted model, not a curated record. The transcript has 2 exons. Lineage: Eukaryota; Metazoa; Arthropoda; Insecta; Hemiptera; Aphididae. The coding region runs from base 613 to 3627 and encodes 1004 amino acids. Gene Ontology annotation, biological process: proteolysis. Gene Ontology annotation, molecular function: aspartic-type endopeptidase activity.
UCUGUUGGAUACAGCUCUGGAAUGAUCGACGAUAUUCUCGAUCAUUCGAUAAACGCGCCUGGGCCACUGCGACAAACUCGAAUAUUCUAGACGCGACACCCCCUCCCCCGCUGCUGAUCUAUCCACGACGGUCCCUAUAUAUAUGGGCCGCCGCGACCGUUUGGCUCGCUAGUCACCGUAUUCUUUUGCGUUGGUAAUUUCCACGUAAUUAUUGGUGUUUUGUCGGCUGUUGCAGUGGCGCAGUACGCGGUAAGAACUUUGUUGUUUAUUGUUUCUUAUAUAUAUAUAUCGGUACAAUUUUUUUAUAACUUUGUUUUAAUAUAUUUUGUUUUAUUGUUUCUUUAUAUAUAUAUUGGUAUAAUUUGUUGUAAUAUUGUAUUGUAAUUUCAUACAAUUAUAUCUUGAUGUAUUAAUUGAUAAUUUAUAUUGACUUUGUUAUAUUAUAUUUUAAUACAUCUCAUUUUCUAUACACAAUAUAUAUAUCUUAAUCAUACAUACAGUCCACUUGUCGUUAGACAUAUUCAUUUUAAAGCGUGGUUACCCCGAACAACGAUUUGCUAGGGACCUCGCUUACAUUUUUUGGACCUUCGUUCCGGAUAUUUUGUUAUCAAUAUGGCACCUUCAAAAUCUUCGAAACAAGAAUUAACGCGAGCACGCGUCGCAAGGGACGCGGCGUUAAAUUCAAUACGGAAAAUACAUGCACUGGCUAUGGAAGCGGACACGGAUGAGCAUAAACGACCAAUAUUUUUCGCACGUCACGGGACAUUAGAACGUGCGGUUAAGUCGUUUGAAGCGGAGCAAGGAAAUGUUCUUUCUUCACUGGUUGAAUUAAACAGGUCUGACGAAUUUACAAGUUCAGAUUUAGAAAUUACUGAGGACAUGGAAAAAAUGUGCGGAGAAAUUCAAGUGGUGUUUUCGAAAUUACGUGGAUAUCCUUCAAUUACACAUCAAGGUGCAAUCGUAGAACGCGAAAAUACGUAUAAUUCUCGUGCAUCGCUGUCGUUGCCGAAGAUUGAGCUUCCAAAAUUCGACGGUAGUCUUUUAAAUUGGUGCGCGUUUCGCGAUAUGUUCACGUCACUAGUGCAUGAAAAUCGGUCAAUAACGGAUAUAGAGCGCUUUCAUUAUUUGGUGUCAUGCUUAUCAGGAUCGGCCUUGAACAUUGUCAAAUCAGUUCCACUAACCUCAGAUAAUUAUGUAAUCGCCUGGUGUGCGCUUCGGGAUCGUUAUGAUAACAAGCGACUUCUUGCUACAGCACAUUGUGAUAAAUUAUUUUCAUUUGAACGUUUACAACGGGAAUCGGUAUCCUCGUUAUCAUCUUUUGUUAAUACUUUUCGUGAGAAUGUGGCUGCGCUAAAGGCACUUGGUGUUGUUGAUUUGUCUGGAUUCUUGCUAUUCUACAUCGGAGCCCGCGUCAUUGAUCCUGAUACUCGUCGAUUAUUUGAAGCAAGUGUACCUCAAGAAAGCAUACCGAAGCUGGAUGAACUGUUGGAUUUUGCUGCGAAUCGGUGUAAGAUUUUAGAAAACGUUGGCGCUAACACGGGUACACUGUCAGUGGGCAACAGUAGUUCUAGAAAGGGCAAGGGCGGCCAGACGUCCGUGAAGACUUCAUUAUCGACUACUGCCACUGCCAAGAACAAAUGUGCGUUUUGCGAUCGUGAUCACCCGUUGUUUCGAUGUUUAAUGUUCAAGAGGAAAUCGGUCGCCGAACGGCGGGAGUUUGUCAUUAAGAAAGAAUUAUGUUUUGUUUGUCUACGUCCGGAUCAUGAAGCAAACUCCUGUAAGUCGGCGUACUUGUGCAAAACUUGUGAAGGACGACACAGUGUAUUACUCCAUUUAGAUUCAAAACAUAAGGGUUCAGGGAAAACAUCAACACCUAAUGCAAUGGAAAUUUCAAAACCGAUUGAAAGCACCACGGAUCAGAACUGUACAGCUACUAACUUUUCAGGCGCUGUGAAAUCGGAUGUUAGUGUUGUACUGGCUACGGCGAUAGUGAGAAUACGAGACCAAUCUGGUGAGCUGGUGCCAGUGCGAGCUUUAUUAGAUACUGGAUCACAAAUUUCGGCCAUUACCAAUCAGUGUGCGAUCCAACUUGGUUUACCACGUCACAAGGGACGAGUAGAGGUUAGUGGUCUGGCACAGCAGCCCGUACGAACUGUUAAGGGUUCAACCAAUUGUAGCUUUGUUCCUUUGUUGUAUGAUGCACCGCAAAUAUCGGCCACCAACAUUGUAAUAUUACCAAAAAUCACCGCUCUUAUGCCGAAUCAAAAAUUACCCAUUUCAAUUCGUGAGCGAUACGGGCAUCUUCCACUCGCUGACCCCGAUUUUGAUGUACCAGGUUCAGUAGACAUGCUGAUUGGAGGGGAUUUAUAUCCAUUCAUCUUGCAAUCGCGAUCGGAUAUUGUCCAUAGUCCCGGUCUGCCGUCAGCCUUGAACACACAGUUUGGUUGGGUAAUAGUCGGAGCCAUAGAAGGGUCAAGAGAAUACUCUACGGCUUCAUCGUUGGUGGUUCAUGCGGCAUCAGAUAAUCAAAAUAUAGGUGAGCUUUUACAGCGAUUUUGGGAAGUUGAAGAACUUGAUAUAAACCAUAGCCCAAGCACAGAAGAUGAAGCAUGUGAAAGACAUUUUCAAGAAACAGUAUCGCGGGAUUGUAAUGGAAGAUUCCAUGUUGCUUUGCCUUUCAAAUCCAUAAUUUCUAGUUCAAUGGAUAAGGGAAAUACAAAGCAUGACGCUCAUUCAUUAGGCCUAGGAUCGUCCCGGGCAUUAGCUCUGAAUCGCUUAUAUAAUCUUGAACGUCGCCUAAGUAAGGACGAAGAGCUAUAUAACGCCUAUCGUGAUUUUAUGGAUGAAUAUAUUGCACUAGGCCAUAUGAAGUUGGCUGAACGCACCGGAGAAUAUUUCAUACCACAUCACGCAGUUGUAAAACGGAAGGAGAAUGAUAUAAAAAUUCGAGUUGUUUUUGAUACCUCCGCCCCUUCUUCGUCGGGACGUUCUCUGAACGACUGCUUAGCAACUGGGUCUAAAUUGCAAACCGAUAUCGGUGACAUCUUGUUGCGUUGUCGAUUCUAUAAGUACAUAUUCAUAGCGGACAUAGUUAAGAUGUAUCGACAAAUAUUCGUUCGAAAAGAAGACCGUGUUUACCAACACAUUCUUUGGAGACGUUCACCACACGAGCAAUUGGAACAAGAUAAUGGUCCAGAAUUUCCAUUGACAAGGCAAUUUCUGCGGUCAUAUACCUAUGUGGAUGACAUUAUUGCAGGGGCCGAUACAAGGGAAGGCAUAUUGAAGGUGCAAUGUCAAGUCGUUGGGUUGUUACAGAAAGGCUGUUUUCAGCUCAGUAAAUGGGCCAGUAAUUGCCCCGAAGUAUUGGAAGGCAUUGCGAAGGAGGACUGCGCCAGUAACCCAUACUAUGAACCUCAUUCUGGACUGGCUAUAAAAAUAUUGGGACUUUACUGGGACCCGUAUGGAGAUACAUUCGGAUACAGGUCAAAUAUUACAGAGAUGCAACCUACAAAGCGAUCAGUACUAUCAGUCCUCGCUCGAUUAUAUGAUCCCAUUGGAACAUUAGGCCCAAUGGUUUUCUGGGCUAAGUGCCUAAUGCAAGAGCUAUGGCGCCAAGGACUGAACUAGGACACUCCAAUUUCCAAUGAGAUCUCUUCCAAGUGGAAUAUGUUCAUAGAAGAACUUACAUCGUUGGCGCACUUGAAGUUACUUCGUCAUAUUAGCAUUGGAAAAUGCAUAAAGGCAUCAAGAGGGUUACUCCCAAGCCAAUUAGUUGCUUCGCAGUUGCAUUUGAAUGGUCCGGAAUUCUUACGGCAGCCUGAAGAACAAUGGCCGAGUCAAACUUUAACAAGACUUCCUUCCGAGCAACUUCCAGAUUACAAACAACCAGUCAAGUGUGUGUUGCAUAUCCUUAAAUGUAAAGAAUCAGAAGAGAUCUUCCGUCGUUUUUCGUCAUUAACGAGAAUGCAACGGACACUCGCGUAUGUAUGGCGCCUCAUUGACCGUUGCAAACGGAGGCCUGUAAGCAGCGGCCCACUUACUCAAAUUGAACUCAAUCGAACACUUCUUAACAUCAUUAAGCUUACGCAA